UUUUCACACUUGUUUAUUUAUUUUAACAGUAAGUGUUGUGGUAUAACUAAUUUACCAGUCAAGGAAGAAAUUAGUUAAGAAUUUUAGCAUCACUCCUUUGUAGAGUUUUUCCAAAAAUAUAUAUAAAUAAAAAAAACAUUAGAGAAUAUAACAAACAACAUUUCACGCAGCCUAUAAUCUAUUUAUAGCUUUUAGUUUAAAAACAAGUUUCAUUUUUUUAUUGAAUCAAAGUUGAUUUUGACUGUUUAAAGACAAUAUUAAAAAGAUAGUUACUUAGCAAAAUUAUUUGACAAGUUUUAUAAAAAUGGAAACUGGUAGAAUUAAUUGCUUGGCUGUUGAUGCGAGCGAAACAAGCGAGUUAGCAUUUAACUGGUACGCAAAGAAUUACCAUCGUAAAAAAGAUACCUUGAUUAUACUUCACAUACAUGAAGUUCCUCAGUUGCCUAUGAUGGGCAUUUUAUCAGGAAUUUAUCCGACAACUGACGAGCACCGUAAAACAAUAGAAGAUAGUGUUAAGGCAGCAAAAGCAGUAGUUGAAAAGUUUAAAAAUCUCUGUGUUGAAAGAGAGAUCGAAUUCAAUGAGAUUAUUUUGGAUGAUAACUUUAAAUCUCCAGGACAUAUGAUUUGUGAAUUGGUCAAGAAAAAAGCUGCAACAGUGGUAGUGUUAGGACAACGAGGCUUAGGAGCUGUUUCAAGAACAUUUUUGGGAAGCACUAGUGACUAUGUGCUGCAUCAUUCAAAUGUACCCGUUAUUGUAAUUCCUCCAACCACCCCUUCUCAAGAACCUACAUCGUAUUAUAAAUAAACAAACUUUUAUAAUCCUUUACAGACUUGUUUGAAAUAGUUUAUUUUAACGUCUA
Molecule: messenger RNA, 860 nt
Organism: Hydra vulgaris (swiftwater hydra)
Lineage: Eukaryota; Metazoa; Cnidaria; Hydrozoa; Anthoathecata; Hydridae
Source: RefSeq, a predicted model, not a curated record